Scophthalmus maximus (turbot) is the source of this 1546-nucleotide messenger RNA. It is a transcript of the gene wnt16, whose product is annotated as wingless-type MMTV integration site family, member 16. NCBI's taxonomy places the organism in Eukaryota, Metazoa, Chordata, Actinopteri, Pleuronectiformes, Scophthalmidae. The record is from RefSeq and is a predicted model, not a curated record. Gene Ontology annotation, biological process: multicellular organism development; canonical Wnt signaling pathway; neuron differentiation. Gene Ontology annotation, molecular function: cytokine activity; frizzled binding. The transcript is spliced from 4 exons. Bases 274 to 1326 code for a protein of 350 amino acids. Gene Ontology annotation, cellular component: extracellular region.
UGCACAAUAAAGCUCGAGCAGGUUUCCUCGGGACAGCGAGGAGGGACCGGAGGACCACUGACGGACCGGAGGACCCACUGACGGACCCACUGACGGACCCACUGACGGACCGGAGGACCACUGACAGACCCACUGACGGACCCAGUGACGGACCGGAGGACCACUGACGGACCCACUGACGGACCCACUGACGGACCUGGACGGUGGAUCUGCUCCGGGACCGGGUUCGAGUAUGAGACCGAGCCUCGCGCUGAGAGCGGCGGGUCGGAGGUGAUGGAGACGCGGCACGUGUGCGCCCUGACCCUGCUGCUGGUGUCCGUGUGUCCGCUCUGCUGCAGAGCCAGCUGGAUGUGGUUGGGCGGGACCUCGGCCAUGGUACCGGAGCAGCUGGGCUGUGUGGACCUUCCUCUGAACCCCCGGCAGCAGGAACUCUGCAACAAGAAGACGUUUCUGCUGCCGAGCAUUCGGGACGGAGCCCGACUUGCCGUCAGCGAGUGUCAGAGCCAGUUCAGACACGAGAGGUGGAACUGCUCCACCGCUGAGCAGCCGCCGGUGUUUGGACACGAGCUAACGAGCGGAACAAAAGAAACAGCGUUCAUCUAUGCAGUGAUGGCGGCAGGGCUGGUCCACGCCGUCACACGCUCCUGCAGUCAGGGCAACAUGACGGAGUGCGGCUGCGAUUCUCGACUGCAGGGCGGUGGCUCGGCUGCGGAGGGCUGGCACUGGGGCGGCUGCUCGGACCACAUCCAGUACGGGACCUGGUUCAGCCGCAAGUUCAUCGACAAUGCCGUCAAAAACAUGUCGACGAGCAGAGGAGGCUACACGCUGAUCACCAUGAACCAGCACAACACGGAAGCCGGACGCCAGGCCAUUGACAGGACGAUGUUGACAGACUGUCGUUGUCAUGGUGUUUCUGGUUCCUGUGCGGUGAAGACUUGUUGGAGGACGAUGGCGCCGUUUAAACUUGUCGGCGUUUAUCUGAAGGAGCGAUACGAGCAGAGCGUUCAGGUGUCGGACCGAUCGAGGAGGAAGACGAGGAGGAAGGUCCAGCGUCACCUCCCCAUCGACAAACACCAGCUCAUCUUCUUCAACAAGUCUCCAAACUACUGCCUGGAGGACCGGCGGAGGGGUGUCGCCGGCACCAGAGGACGCCGCUGCAACAGGACAUCUGCUGGACCGGACGGCUGCAACCUGCUCUGCUGUGGCCGAGGAUACAACACGCACGUGGUGAGACACGUCCAACGCUGUGAGUGCAAGUUUGUCUGGUGCUGCUACGUCCGCUGCCGGCGCUGCGAGAGCAUGAACGACAUGCACACCUGUAAAUAAAGACAACGCUCACCUGAGGGUGAAGAUCACCUGAGAGUAAAGGUCACACCUGAGAGAGAAGAUCACACCUGAGAGUAAAGAUCCGACUGAGUGUAAAUAUCACACCUGAGAGAGAAGAUCACACCUGAGAGAGAAGAUCACAUCUGAGUGUAAAUAUCACACCUGAGAGAGAAGAUCACACCUGAGAGUAAAGAUCACACCUGAGAGAGAAGAUCACACC